Molecule: messenger RNA, 1045 nt
Organism: Helianthus annuus (common sunflower)
Lineage: Eukaryota; Viridiplantae; Streptophyta; Magnoliopsida; Asterales; Asteraceae
Product: methylesterase 17
Exons: 4
Coding region: 97-942 (281 amino acids)
Biological process (GO): salicylic acid metabolic process; jasmonic acid metabolic process
Molecular function (GO): methyl indole-3-acetate esterase activity; methyl salicylate esterase activity; methyl jasmonate esterase activity
Source: RefSeq, a predicted model, not a curated record
UGUCCCAUUGAUGGGUUUAUUCCAACCACUUUGGUACAUAAAAUUCAGCAAAAAAACAAAAACCAAUGAAAAAACUUUAAUAUAAAUACCCACAAAAUGAACAAGAGAGAUAGGUGUUGGAAGAGAGAGAGAAUGGGGGAGAGAGAGUGUGAAGAGGAGAAGACUCCAUUGAAACCACACUUUGUGCUCAUUCAUGGCAUAAGUGGAGGAAGCUGGUGUUGGUACAAGCUCAAAAGCAUGAUGUACAACUCUGGAUACAUGGUGACAUGCAUAGACCUCAAAGGGGCAGGCAUAGAUCCUUCUGAUCCUAACACUAUCCUUUCUUUUGAUGAAUACAACAAACCUCUCCUUGAUUUCUUGUCUUCCUUGCCUAAUAAUCAAAAGGUGAUAUUAGUAGGUCAUAGUGCCGGGGGAUUAAGCGUAACACAAGCAACUCACAAGUUUCCGGAUAAGAUUAGUCUCGCGGUAUAUGUUGCAGCGACGAUGCUCAAAAAUGGAUUCUUAACCGAACAAGACGUUAAAGAUGGAGUACCUGAUUUAUCCGAAUAUGGUGAUGCUUACGACUUGCAAUUUGCGUUAGGCGUUAAUCAGCCUCCUACGUCUGCAACCGUUAAAAAGGAGCUACAACGUAAAGUUAUAUAUCCUAUGGCUCCCCCAGAGGACUACAUUUUAGCUUCAAUGCUUUUACGACCAGGACCCAUUAAUGCAUUACAAAGUGCUCGAUUCCCCGAAGGUAAUGAAUGUAUCGAGAAAGUUCCAAGGGUAUACAUUAAGACGAUGUAUGAUAAAGUAGUUAAACCAGAACAACAAGACAACAUGAUCGCGAAAUGGCCACCUUCACAUGUUUAUGUUUUGGAGACUGAUCAUAGCCCCAACUUCUCUAGUCCUUUUGCAUUGUUUGGGAUAUUCGUUAAGGUUGCAACUUCAAUUGGUUGCAUAUAAAUGAUUUUUAUUUAGCUAGAUCUGAUUUUGUGAUAUUUAAUAAGAUAUAAACAUUUAUAUAUUAUCUUAUUUUGAUCAGUGAUAAAUGUAAUGGUUUAAACUA